GGUACUAAAGUAUGACGAAUAGUAGCAAGUGGUUUUUUGUUUUAGUGGUGUUUAGGACGGGUUAAUUGAUGACAAGAAGAAAUCUAAUGGGUUGAGUAGUUCAAUAUGUCACAUUCUGUAUAAUGUUAAUAUUUCUGGGAAUGUCUGUGAGUUCUAAAAGAUACAUAUUUGAAAACGAUACCACAGUUUUUACAAAAUGAAUGUUGAAGAUGAGCAGUGGACAAUUUAUACCGCUGCUCAACAUUUACCGGCUGUUUUAACAGAUCCCAAUCGAGGAAAACAAAUAAACUUUUUUACCAAGACAUGGGGUGAUACUUUCGUUGACAAGACCGUUAUUGAAAAAAGUCCUUUCUUACCAGAAAUAACAUAUGCCCAUUUUGAAUCAUAUCUGCGAAAGUAUGGUAAAAGAUAUAAAAGACACUUACGACUAUCCCAAACCAAAUUUGAAAAUAUACAAAUUAAGCAGCCGAAAAGCACUAAUCUCAAUACAGACAACAUUCCUGAAAUAUAUUUAAGACAUCAGUUUAAUUUGAAUGAUCCUAUGGUUUUUGCAGAGGUGUUUCAGGAAAAUAAAACUGAACAUGAUUUACAAGACGAAUUGAGUUAUUAUUUAGAUACAGUAGAAGAACAAAUAGCACAUCAGGUUUCUCAGAAAUCUGGAGCAUUUUUUCAUGCUAUGACAUCUCAUGAUACUAUAAUGGAACAAAUGGGAACAGCCUGUAAUGAGGUACGAUUAUUACGUUCAAAAGUGCAGCAAGUUGAUAAAGCUUUAGCAACAGAUUCUCUUAAACUGCUUGGGUUGUCUACAUCAAAAUCGAAUCAUGUUAACUUAUUAGAUAAAUUAAAAUUAAUGUCGACUGUACUACAGACUCAACCUACACUGCAACUAUUGCUGAGCUCUUCAGAUUAUGUGGCAGCUCUCGAACUGAUUUCAAGCACUCAAGAAGUUUUAGCUAAGGAGUUGGCAGGAGUUACAAGUUUAAGACAUUUGCCAUCACAGUUGAAAGAAAUGUUAAAAUUAAUAGAUAAGAUGCUAAGCACUGAAUUUGAAAGGUACUCUGCUGCUGACUUACAUCGACCAUUAGAUGUAAAUGGAGGAGUUUUAGAGCCGGAGAGAUUAAUUAGUUUAGUGGCGGGUUUAUUGAGGCAAAAUCGUUUACAGUUUUUAGAGACCUACAAACAAGAAGCUGUUACAGCGGCUCAAGCAUUUUUGAAACAGCUAAUGAUUGAACAGUUAGCUGAUGCAGAUGAUGAACUGAGCGAAUUAACAGGUUCUGGAGAAGUUGUUUUGACUAUGGAUGCUGCUCAUUGGCUAACAGUAUUAAAAUUGGCAAGUGAUACACUAGGAAAACUUAUUCAAAGAGUGAGAGCGGUGCAUGAUGUGAUAAAAGAAACAGCUGCGUCCAGUGCGGGCCUUCUACCAGACCCCCAACUAUCUCUGAGGGAUAUGGAUCAUUUUCUGACAUUAGAAGAACAUGGUAAGGUGGAAGUGAAAUUGAAAGAUCUCCUCAUCUCAGUUUGUGAUUAUUGCAACGAGCGAUUAGCAUCCCUUGUAAGCACACAGACCGAUAAGCAAGCAAUAACUGCAGCCCAGGUCACAGAACUGUCGGACAUAGUAGAAAAUUUCACUGACUUGUGCGAAAAAAUAUGCGGGCGGCAGAGUGCCGCCUUAAAAGCUGCUUUCAAAAUCCAAGCCGGCAACUACGUUCAUAAGUUUCACAGCCAACGAAAGAAUAAAUUGACUCUACUUUUAGACUCGGAGAGGUGGAAAGCAGCCGAUGUACCCACUGAAAUACAAGUACUCAUUGAUGAGUUAGCAUUAGGUUCCGUAAUGAAAUCUCUCCCCGAUUCUCCAAGUGAAGAAGACAUAACGACAAAUAGAUAUGAUAGCAAACCUGCUCCAUAUUUAAAAGUUGGGUUACAGCAUUAUUAUACCAUAGGAACUGUAUUAAUUUUAAUCAGACUAGUUAGUGAAUAUUGUGUGUGUGCAUACGACCUACAGCUCUUAGCUCCUGUGAUAGGUAGGAACUUGGCGGAGUUGUUAAGGACGUUCAAUUCACGGUCUUGCCAACUUGUACUUGGCGCGGGGGCGUUACGAACGGCUGGGUUAAAAACUAUUACCAGUACAAACCUAGCUUUAGCGUCUCGGUCUUUGCAGUUAGUUUUGUGGAUGAUUCCUCAUAUUAGAGUGCAUUUCAACACCCUUAUAGGCGAUUCUUUAGGUAGCUUUGAUAUUGUGGAGAAAGAUAUUGGGCAUCACGUUCAACAGCUGGAGACCAAAAUUUUAUCCAUAAUGAAUAGUCUCUUGGGGGACCAGCUAAAUGAGUGGGACGCAAAACCGCCUGUGCCCUCAAAGCAAUUUAGAAACAUUUCGAGACACCUUACGAAAUUGCACGAGGCUGUGAGUUCUGUUCUUCCUGAGGAACAGGUUAAUGAUAUUUAUGACAUUAUCCAUAAAAAUUUCAAGACUCGAAUACGGGAUCAACUCGUAAAGAUGAACAUCCAAAAUAACGGUGGUCCCCAACAUGGAGUGGUUACUGCUGAAAUAAUCUUUUACUUAGAAACCAUGAAGACAUUAAAAGCAUUACCAGAAAAAUAUUUAUCAGAUAGAGCCAUGGACGAUAUUUGGAUGAGGUAAUAGCAAGAUGUUUGUGCAGUAUUGUGAGCUAAAUUAAUUUUUUAUUUAAAAAAAGAAAAAUUGUAAAUACAAAUUGUUUAAUUUAUUUUAUAAAAGUUGUUAACA
Messenger RNA from Anoplophora glabripennis (Asian longhorned beetle), 2743 nucleotides. It is a transcript of the gene scat, whose product is annotated as vacuolar protein sorting-associated protein 54. NCBI's taxonomy places the organism in Eukaryota, Metazoa, Arthropoda, Insecta, Coleoptera, Cerambycidae. The transcript has 3 exons. Gene Ontology annotation, cellular component: GARP complex. Gene Ontology annotation, biological process: retrograde transport, endosome to Golgi; Golgi to vacuole transport. Bases 197 to 2638 code for a protein of 813 amino acids. The record is from RefSeq and is a predicted model, not a curated record. Gene Ontology annotation, molecular function: syntaxin binding.